AGGAACUCGGUUUUCGGGAAAACUAUUUUUCUUCUUUGUCGUCUUCCAGUUUUCGUUUAAUCGUCUUCCCUUCUCCCUCCGCCACCACGCUCCUCCUCCUCCUCAGUAUAGAAAAUGAAGAAAGAAGAUCAGACCGUCAAGAAUCGCCAUAUGUACGCCGAGAAGAGGUGGCUUCUUGCCUUGGGAAUCGCCGCUAUGAUCGGCGGUGCGUUUCUCAUCUCCAGCGUAGUGCGCAUCUCCGACUACUCCUUCCUGCUGGCCAGCUCGAGGGGCGGUCCGGCGGUGGAAUACUCACCGACGCCGAUUCAGCUCCAAGCGAUCAUCCACUACGCCACGUCGCGGAUAGUCCCGCAGCAAAAGCUAGGGGAGAUCUCCGUGACGUUUGAGGUUCUCAAGAACCGUUCUCCCUGCAACUUCCUCGUGUUCGGGCUCGGUCACGACUCGCUGAUGUGGACCGCCUUGAAUCCACAUGGCACCACGCUAUUCCUCGAGGAGGAUCCGAAGUGGAUUCAGACGGUAACCAAAGACGUCCCAAACCUCCGCGCUCACGCCGUGCAGUACCGGACGAAACUCUCCCAGGCGGACGAUCUCCUCAAGCAUUAUCGCUCCGAACCGGACUGCUCGCCGGAGAAAGCCUACCUUCGUGGGAACACCAAAUGCAGGCUGGCGUUAACGGGACUCCCCGAUAAGGUUUAUGACACCGAAUGGGACUUGAUAAUGAUCGACGCGCCGAGGGGAUAUUUCGCGGAGGCGCCGGGGAGGAUGGGAGCAAUUUUCUCUGCCGCGGUGAUGGCGAGGAACAGAAAGGGACCGGGUGUAACACAUGUGUUUUUGCACGAUGUGGAUAGGAGGGUUGAGAAGCUUUACGCGGAGGAGUUUCUAUGUAAAAAGUACAAGGCGAACAGUUCCGGCAUAUUAUGGCAUUUCGAGAUACCUCCGGCAGCUAACGUGAGCCAAGCAGACGGUGUUGGGUUUUGCUAAAAUGUGCGAGUGAGUUCAUUAAUAGAAUAGAAAAAUGAUAUUGGA
Messenger RNA from Rubroshorea leprosula, 1026 nucleotides. The record is from the annotation of a GenBank genome assembly. Lineage: Eukaryota; Viridiplantae; Streptophyta; Magnoliopsida; Malvales; Dipterocarpaceae.